AUAUCUCUCAUGUGGCAUGUUUUAAAGAGCUCCAAGUCAGGGAUAUUUUGGAAAAGAACCCAAUAGGGAACAUAUAACCUGGACAGUGCAGUAGAAGGUGUUUGUUCAGCACAAGCCAGGCCAAACCGCACAGACGCACUCUUUCAAAUCAAAGACCACUUGCCGUCUGUUGUUGGAGACGUUCACAUGCAACCUGAUUUCAAGGUCUUUAGCAAUAACCAACGUUGCAAUGUUUCUGAGACGCUGCGCUGAGAUCACUCAUGUUGCCUUUAAUUCAUAUUCGUCGUCUUGUGCGUCUGUGGGUGAAGAUAAAAAGGAGGCAAAGCUUUGAAACUCUAGCCGCAAGACGCCCUCUACCAAUAUUGUCGAACAAGACCAAGAGCGAGAACUAAGAAUCUGAGACGGGGAAAGAAACAGGUUGAGACCCGGCCUCCAGCCCUCCAUUCCUGUUAAAAAGAGACAGGGUGGAGGUCUUACUUUAAAGCCACAUGAACCAAGAAACACCAUAAACACUACAACCACAAAGACAUGUCAGGACGGUUGAGCAGCGGGGAUCGACUAAAUCAAUGGAGCUGAAGUUGAGACCUUCUCAUCCUCUCCUCCGGUCUCAGCCAUCAGUACCGCUUUUUCAGUCGGCCUUUGACUUGGACUGAGGCGCAGGCCUACUGCAGACAGGCGCACGCAGACCUGGCCACCGUAGAGAACUCCGAAGACCUGAACCUGCUCAUGAACACACUCCAGUCCGCCGGCUACGGCUCUGACGUCUGGAUUGGUUUGUACAGCGAGAUCAACUGGCAGUGGUCCGACGCCUAUAAUGGGGCCGGGGCUGACUACAGGCACUGGAGGAGCGACUUAAAUGAACCGGAGUUCCAGAGCGCCAUGCAAUUCUGCGUGAGAUCUGGGAGCGGAGGAAACUGGUGGGAUGACGAUUGUGCGUUAAACCUUCCGUUUAUGUGUUACAGCGGAACACCGGAGUCGGCCAAAUUUUCUCUUCAAAAUGAGCAAAGGAACUGGUCCAGCGCUCAGAGCUUCUGCAGAGAGAACUAUGUGGACCUGGCAACCGUGAAAACAGAUGCAGAAAACCAGAUACUGGAUAACAAAAUAGUUUCUUCAGCCUGGAUUGGUCUGUACAGAGAUCCAAACCUGUUCUGGUCUGACGGGAGCGACUUUCUCUUCAGCAACUGGGACUCUGUCAUUAAUCCAAUUGGCUCCAUGCCAGUCAUAUGCGGCGCUACGUCUUCUGGGCGAUUGGGGAAAUGGAAAUUUUUGUCCUGUGAAACUAAAUUACCAUUUGUCUGCCACAGUGCUCCAGGACAGACUGCAGCAGAGUGGAGUGAGUGGAGCCACCUUGAAGUGGAGCGAGCGAACUGAUGGAGGAGUCUUCCAGAGGGGACAAUGAGAUCGAAAAUAUAAUCCCAUAUUCAUUUAUGAUAGUUCAUUUUUACCAUGUGCCUAAAUAUUCCAUAAAUAAAACCGCUGCAUGCUGCCUCUACCAGCAUGUCGUCCUCCACACAUUGAAAUGUGCAGAGCUUUGUCAUGUGACGUUUCAAACCUCCACAUCACUCAGGGAGCCUGAGGGUAGAGUUCACAAAAAAUGUAAUCGAGUUAGAGUAGCACUACUUUGGCAUGGUUGUAGUGAUAGUUUAUAACAAAAUUACUCAAAUAAAAUGUAUGGUUAAGAGUAAAACUAUUCAUAAAAGUCAUUUUUUUCCCCUAGGAGUUAUUCAUGUAAAUGUAACAAGUUGCUUCCCUCCUCUGGUCCUCCCAUGUUUUCACACACGACUUCCAUGUGCUGUGAAAAAAAAAAAAAACAUAAUUUAUCAGACAAAGCCAUUUUUUUUUCAUUGUUUCCAAGUCCAGCAUUGAUGUUCAUGUGCCCAUUGUUGGUGUUUGGGGUCAGCAUGUUUUCCCCUGACUGAUCUGGAGGUUUGAAACAACGGAUGACAAAAAAAUAAACUACGAUGCUCUGGUCAAAAACCAGCAGCUCCUUCAGUAAUUUGACCUGAAGCAGGUCAUCAGUGGUCACCCCACGGUUAACCCCUGACCCAUGACUCUUUUGCAAGUUCACUAAAACUCACAUUCCUUGACCGUUAUAGACC
Messenger RNA from Poecilia reticulata (guppy), 2099 nucleotides. The record is from RefSeq and is a predicted model, not a curated record. NCBI's taxonomy places the organism in Eukaryota, Metazoa, Chordata, Actinopteri, Cyprinodontiformes, Poeciliidae.